Molecule: messenger RNA, 4625 nt
Organism: Closterium sp. NIES-67
Lineage: Eukaryota; Viridiplantae; Streptophyta; Zygnematophyceae; Desmidiales; Closteriaceae
Source: the annotation of a GenBank genome assembly
CGCCGUAACGCCGCUGUAGGAUCAUCCCAAGACAAUGCAUUGGUAGCUUGACUACCCAUCGGGACGCGACGUAGUACUGUACUUGACAAUGCAGUGGUAGCUUUCCCGUCCUACCUACUAGGUCUGACUGUACCCUCAGUCGAUCGCCAAAGGCUCAGGGCUCAGGACACAGCGUCGCGUUUCGAACACCACCUGCGAGGUGCUAGUAACGAGAUGUUCUUAACAAUGUUCCUACCCCGUCGGGCAAAACGGCAACUUCUCCUCCUGCUCGUUUUCCUCUCCCUCGCAGCAACCCGCCUUGCUCCCGCCUUUGACGAGGACUCCCCUCCACCACACGAUUCACCGCCAUCAGAAGUAUCAACGGCCACUGUUUCCGAACCUGAUCCGAAGCCUGAUGCUGGGUCCGACUCCAAACCUGAUCCCUGUCCAUCAACUCAUCGUUGCCCCAUCCAUCCAUGGGUGUGUAUACCCCUUCCCCAUCCAUGGGUGUGUAUACCUCUUCCCCAUCCAUGGGUGUGUAUACCUCUUCCCCAUCCAUGGGUGUGUAUACCCCUUCCCCAUCCAUGGGUGUGUAUACCUCUUCCCCAUCCAUGGGUGUGUAUACCUCUUCCCCAUCCAUGGGUGUGUAUACCUCUUCCCCAUCCAUGGGUGUGUAUACCCCUUCCCCAUCCAUGGGUGUGUAUACCCCUUCCCCAUCCAUGGGUGUGUAUACCUCUUCCCCAUCCAGGGGUGUGUAUACCUCUUCCCCAUCCAUGGGUGUGUAUACCCCUUCCCCAUCCAUGGGUGUGUAUACCUCUUCCCCAUCCAUGGGUGUGUAUACCCGUUCCCCAUCCAUGGGUAUGUAUACCCCUUCCCCAUCCAUGGGUGUGUAUACCCCUUCCCCAUCCAUCGGUGUGUAUACCCCUUCCCCAUCCAUCGGUGUGUAUACCCCUUCCCCAUCCAUGGGUGUGUAUACCCCUUCCCCAUCCAUGGGUGUGUAUACCCCUUCCCCAUCCAUGGGUGUGUAUACCCCUUCCCCAUCCAUGGGUGUGUAUACCCCUUCCCCAUCCAUGGGUGUGUAUACCCCUUCCCCAUCCAUGGGUGUGUAUACCCCUUCCCCAUCCAUGGGUGUGUAUACCCCUUCCCCAUCCAUGGGUGUGUAUACCCCUUCCCCAUCCAUGGGUGUGUAAACCCCUUCCCCAUCCAUCGGUGUGUAUACCCCUUCCCCAUCCAUGGGUGUGUAUACCCCUUCCCCAUCCAUGGGUGUGUAUACCCCUUCCCCAUCCAUGGGCGUGUAUACUCCUUCCCCAUCCAUGGGUGUGUAUACAUACCCUUUCCCCAUCCAUGGGUGUGUAUACCCCUUCCCCAUCCAUGGGUGUGUAUACCCCUUCCCCAUCCAUGGCUGUGUAUACCCCUUCCCCAUCCAUGGGUGUGUAUACCCCUUCCCCAUCCAUGGGUGUGUAUACCCCUUCCCCAUCCAUGGGUGUGUAUACCCCUUCCCCAUCCAUGGGUGUGUAUACCCCUUCCCCAUCCAUGGGUGUGUAUACCCCUUCCCCAUCCAUGGGUGUGUAUACCCCUUCCCCAUCCAUGGGUAUGUAUACCCCUUCCCCAUCCAUGGGUGUGUAUACCCCUUCCCCAUCCAUGGGUGUGUAUACCCGUUCCCCAUCCAUGGGUGUGUAUAUCCCUUCCCCAUCCAUGGGUGUGUAUACCCCUUCCCCAUCCAUGGGUGUGUAUACCCCUUCCCCAUCCAUGGGUGUGUAUACCCCUUCCCCAUCCAUGGGUGUGUAUACAUACCCUUUCCCCAUCCAUGGGUGUGUAUACCCCUUCCCCAUCCAUGGGUGUGUAUACCCCUUCCCCAUCCAUGGCUGUGUAUACCCCUUCCCCAUCCAUGGGUGUGUAUACCCCUUCCCCAUCCAUGGCUGUGUAUACCCCUUCCCCAUCCAUGGGUGUGUAUACCCCUUCCCCAUCCAUGGGUGUGUAUACCCCUUCCCCAUCCAUGGGUGUGUAUACCCCUUCCCCAUCCAUGGGUGUGUAUACCCCUUCCCCAUCCAUGGGUGUGUAUACCCCUUCCCCAUCCAUGGGUGUGUAUACCCCUUCCCCAUCCAUGGGUGUGUAUACCCCUUCCCCAUCCAUGGGUAUGUAUACCCCUUCCCCAUCCAUGGGUGUGUAUACCCCUUCCCCAUCCAUGGGUGUGUAUACCCGUUCCCCAUCCAUGGGUGUGUAUACCCUUCCCCAUCCAUGGGUGUGUAUACCCCUUCCCCAUCCAUGGGUGUGUAUACCCCUUCCCCAUCCAUGGGUGUGUAUACCCCUUCCCCAUCCAUGGGUGUGUAUACCCGUUCCCCAUCCAUGGGUGUGUAUACCCCUUCCCCAUCCAUGGGUGUGUAUACCCCUUCCCCAUCCAUGGGUGUGUAUAACCCCUUCCCCCUCCAUGGGUGUGUAUACCUCUUCCCCAUCCAUGGGUGUGUAUACCUCUUCCCCAUCCAUGGGUGUGUAUACCUCUUCCCCAUCCAUGGGUGUGUAUACCCCUUCCCCAUCCAUGGGUGUGUAUACCCCUUCCCCAUCCAUGGGUGUGUAUACCUCUUCCCCAUCCAGGGGUGUGUAUACCUCUUCCCCAUCCAUGGGUGUGUAUACCCCUUCCCCAUCCAUGGGUGUGUAUACCUCUUCCCCAUCCAUGGGUGUGUAUACCCGUUCCCCAUCCAUGGGUAUGUAUACCCCUUCCCCAUCCAUGGUGUGUAUACCCCUUCCCCAUCCAUCGGUGUGUAUACCCCUUCCCCAUCCAUCGGUGUGUAUACCCCUUCCCCAUCCAUGGGUGUGUAUACCCCUUCCCCAUCCAUGGGUGUGUAUACCCCUUCCCCAUCCAUGGGUGUGUAUACCCCUUCCCCAUCCAUGGGUGUGUAUACCCCUUCCCCAUCCAUGGGUGUGUAUACCCCUUCCCCAUCCAUGGGUGUGUAUACCCCUUCCCCAUCCAUGGGUGUGUAUACCCCUUCCCCAUCCAUGGGUGUGUAAACCCCUUCCCCAUCCAUCGGUGUGUAUACCCCUUCCCCAUCCAUGGGUGUGUAUACCCCUUCCCCAUCCAUGGGUGUGUAUACCCCUUCCCCAUCCAUGGGCGUGUAUACCCCUUCCCCAUCCAUGGGUGUGUAAUACAUACCCUUUCCCCAUCCAUGGGUGUGUAUACCCCUUCCCCAUCCAUGGGUGUGUAUACCCCUUCCCCAUCCAUGGCUGUGUAUACCCCUUCCCCAUCCAUGGGUGUGUAUACCCGUUCCCCAUCCAUGGGUGUGUAUACCCCUUCCCCAUCCAUGGGUGUCUAUACCCCUUCCCCAUCCAUGGGUGUGUAUACCCCUUCCCCCUCCAUGGGUGUGUAUACCCCUUCCCCCUCCAUGGGUGUGUAUACCCCUUCCCCAUCCAUGGGUGUGUAUACCCCUUCCCCAUCCAUGGGUGUGUAUACCUCUUCCCCAUCCAUGGGUGUGUAUACCCCUUCCCCAUCCAUGGGUGUGUAUACCCCUUCCCCAUCCAUGGGUGUGUAUACCUCUUCCCCAUCCAGGGGUGUGUAUACCUCUUCCCCAUCCAUGGGUGUGUAUACCCCUUCCCCAUCCAUGGGUGUGUAUACCUCUUCCCCAUCCAUGGGUGUGUAUACCCGUUCCCCAUCCAUGGGUAUGUAUACCCUUCCCCAUCCAUGGGUGUGUAUACCCCUUCCCCAUCCAUCGGUGUGUAUACCCCUUCCCCAUCCAUGGGUGUGUAUACCCCUUCCCCAUCCAUGGGUGUGUGGAACACCACCAAGGAAUGAGCGUCCUUUGGCUGAGAUGACUGCCUGCACCGCUCCUCCAGGCACUCCAAUACUAACGCACUUCACAGGGGACCUGGCAGCGGCAGCGGCAACUGCAACAGCCACAAGAAAACAGGGAGCGCAUAAGCAUGCAGCUGCGUGUGAACCUGCCCAUUCCAAGUGUGGUGACCGUACGCCUGUCACUCAGCCCCCGAGCUUCGUGCAACUACAGCAAGAAAACGAGGCUUAAAAAAAACGCUGGUGGGAGUCACAGGCGAGGGCAACCAGAAUCGCGGGUCACCAUGGUGCGAAGCCACAUGGGCAUCGGCGCCACAAGGCACGUCGGCUGCACACCUCACCAACUCGGGAUGAUGGUGCUGGCACACAUCAGCAGCCAACGAAUCUCAACCAUUGUUCAAUGCCGGCCGCUGUAGCGAGGGCAGUCGAUUGUGAGCUGCAUCGUCGGGGUGGCACUCAUUGGCAGUGGGAUGUCAACAGGAUGCGCACUGAAUGGCCUGACAGGAUGGAAUCCGCUCUAAAGACCAUACCCUAUGUGUACUCAGGAUUUAAGGUGUGUAGUUACGCUACUUCUUGACUCCGGUUUCCACACAUGUGGCUGUUGUGUUACAUGUGGAUGCAGCUUUUGGUGUCAUCUUCCACCUUGCCACCAGCACCUGCCCUCUUGCACCUUGCCUCCGUGCCCUGCCCUGUUGCACCUUGGCACGAACUUGCUUUGGCCGUCGAAUGAGAGCAAUACGACGCCUGUGGCGUAUGUGUUUGGGAGACUUCGGCGGGAUUUGGGGAAUCCGACCUGCAAAAUCAAAUGUGAAGCAUAGGUGAUGCUCAUACCCUGUACACACCGUCCUCUUAUUUGACAAGAUGA